GUAAGUUUGGCCUUUAGGCAAAGUUGUUGCUGAAGGGCUUUCGAGCUUUGCCCUUUGUGGGAUGCCAUGCUGAAGGUAUUGGUUGUCGCGACUUUCGUGAGGGCAUGGACAUUCAAUGCCAGCUACACCCAGUUUCAUGGCACAGGAUGUUCUGAAGGGGAACGCGAGUUCAAAUGCCAAGAACAAGAUGACUUGAUUUGCUGUCAGCACUCUUCGCAGACAGUUGGUUGGCGCUGCCAAGGGGCAUACCUUGACCGCGUGCUAUUCAAUUCUGGAGAAGACUGCAGUGGCCAAGCAAUCGAGGAGGUUGUUGGUUACCUCAGCUUGACCGCAGAUAUAGCUCGGAUAAGUGCUGGAGAGUGUGUUGACUAUGGCACCACGAUGUCGUUUCGUUUUACGAACGUACCAACCACAGCAGUGCCAUGUGGUGUAAUGGCAGCCGCCAAGCCCAGAGUGCUUUGCAUGGGACUUCUUGUGCUAAUGACAAUGUGCCGGAUACUGAUGGCUUGAGUGACCUAGUGAUUCCUUUGAGGGUCUUGAUGUUCGUUGGUAGUGAGACACUUGCCUUGACACUUCUGUUGGCUUUGAUCUUGAGUUGAAGAAUAGUGAUCGGGUGGGGAGGUAGUGUUGUGGCCACAUGCUGAAGUGCUUGGCUGAAGAUCAAAAGCCUUGUUACAUUGUAGGUCGCAUGCUCAUCCAGAUUGCUCAAGAGGUGCAAACCUGCAGAUGAGCCGUAAAUUUGCAACUCCCCAAGGGAGCUGUAUGAAAA
Molecule: messenger RNA, 769 nt
Organism: Durusdinium trenchii
Lineage: Eukaryota; Dinophyceae; Suessiales; Symbiodiniaceae
Source: the annotation of a GenBank genome assembly